AUGUGUUACAGCCACAGAGCCGUGAGUUUGGACCAGUGCGGCUUCAGCUGUGAGCUCAUAACUGCCUCCAAUAAGAACGGGCCCAAAAUAGAAAAUCUGGGGGAAAAGAGACGAGAAAUAAACUGGAAUAUCCUGUUUCUGAAACUGAGGCGCUGGAAUCCUCCGUUGUUGGAGAAGAGUAAACAAGAGCAGAGUAAACAAGAGCAGAGUAAACAAGAGCAGAGUAAACAAGAGCAGAGUAAACAAGAGCAGAGUAAACAAGAGCAGAGUAAACAAGAGCAGAGUAAACAAGAGCAGAGUAAACAAGAGCAGAGUAAACAAGAGCAGAGUAAACAAGAGCAGAGUAAACAAGAGCAGAGUAAACAAGAGCAGAGUAAACAAGAGCAGAGUAAACAAGAGCAGAGUAAACAAGAGCAGAGUAAACAAGAGCAGAGUAAACAAGAGCAGAGUCAGAGGUAA
Molecule: messenger RNA, 459 nt
Organism: Knipowitschia caucasica
Lineage: Eukaryota; Metazoa; Chordata; Actinopteri; Gobiiformes; Gobiidae
Source: the annotation of a GenBank genome assembly